Larimichthys crocea (large yellow croaker) is the source of this 3876-nucleotide messenger RNA. It is a transcript of the gene xxylt1, whose product is annotated as xyloside xylosyltransferase 1. The record is from RefSeq and is a predicted model, not a curated record. Gene Ontology annotation, biological process: protein O-linked glycosylation via N-acetylgalactosamine. NCBI's taxonomy places the organism in Eukaryota, Metazoa, Chordata, Actinopteri, Sciaenidae. The coding region runs from base 619 to 1833 and encodes 404 amino acids. Gene Ontology annotation, cellular component: endoplasmic reticulum membrane. Gene Ontology annotation, molecular function: xylosyl alpha-1,3-xylosyltransferase activity. The transcript is spliced from 5 exons.
AGGCAUCAUGCCUCGGAAUACGGCUGCUCAUAGUGGGCGUGGCUAAGGUUGCGUCACAGUAUUUCGUUGCUAGGCUGCUAGCUUAGGGUUUCUCCAAAUCACGUCUUUUUUUUAUCGUUUAUCUUUAUUGAAACACAAAACCGUGCAAAUAGCGCAGUAGUUUUACAGCGACAUGGGUACUCAGAGGCAUACCGGUGAUUUUAAGCAGUGCUCGGCUCAGUGUUUGGGUUAAACAAACAGUAUCUCUCUCUCAACUCAUCGACCCACGUCUGGGCGCAAAGUCGCCGCUUGCUAACUUCCUAGCAUCUUCGCUUGUGUCAGCAGGUUUCUGCAGCGUUUAUGACUCCACGUUUUGAUGAUAUGACAUUGUUUCAAUGUUAAUAGUGUCGUUAAAGUUCAGUGUAACCUUGGUUAAUGUCGUAUUGCUUCAUAAAAGUUAAAGAUCCGGUGCAUGUUCACAGCUCAGGGCAGCUUAAUCCGCCAACAAGCUGUCAAGAUGGACCUACGGAGACCAACACGAGACAGGAAAAUGUUGGCAACCUACAAACAUAUGAGGGAUACAAAAUGGUGAAUAUUUUCCCAUGUCCACCCCCAUUCUCAUGACACCAAUAGGGAGAUAUGGGCAUCCUAAGACUGGUAGUCAGAAUCAUGGGUAGGAUCAGUACUUUCAGGUCCUAUCAGUUUGUGCUGCUCCUGGCUGCCGCACUUGCUGUUGUAGCUUUUUACUACUUUGGCUCAGAGAGGCAGAACUUCUCCACCACCACAAAGAGGAUCAAGCAGACCCAGGCCAGCCACAACACCAACAGGAACGAUGCAGACCUUACAGUGGACACCAGGCUCCCACACACAGCUGGAUCUGAGGAGCAAGGAUGGGAAGAACAAGAUGUAGGCGGAGAGAGUGAGGGAUUUAGGCCCAGGAUGGUGGACAGUGAUGCUGGUGACCGUCGCUAUCACGCACUCAUGAUGUUUACCAAGGUGGACAAGAGCCGGAGCCUGCAGGACAAGUUCAAGGUGGCCAUGUUGUCUAUGGUUAAGCAUGGACGCUUCCAGGAGGGAGAGGUGUUGGUCCUUCACUUUGUGAGUGACCCGACCAGCAAAGAACUGGGAGAGAGGAUGCUGCAGGAAUUUCUCCUUGAUGCAACGUUUAAGUAUGAGGUGUUGUUCCAUGACGUGGUGGCUCUCACACAGAAGCUAUUCCCUAUUGUGGAGGCCAUGCAGAAGCACUUCAGCGCUGGCUCUGGGGCUUACUACAGCGACGCCAUCUUCUUCCUGUCUGUUGCCAUGCAUCACAUCAUGCCUGAAAGUCUGACACACAUAGUGCAGCUUGACCUGGAUCUGAAAUACAGAACAAACAUCAGGGAUCUUUUCCAAGAAUUUGACCAGUUUCCUCCAGGAGCGGUAAUAGGCAUCACCAGAGAGAUGCAGCCAGUCUACAGACACACAUUCUGGCAGUAUCGUAAGGAGAACCCUCAGACCAAAGUAGGUGAACCUCCUCCUGACGGCCUCCCAGGCUUCAACAGUGGCGUGAUGUUAUUGAACCUAGGAGCUAUGAGGGCUUCGGCUCUCUACAACGAACUGUUGGAGCCAAGCAAUGUGGCCAAACUAGCAGACCAGUACCGUUUCAGGGGCCACCUGGGUGACCAGGACUUUUUCACCAUGAUCGGCAUGGAGCAUCCUGAACUGUUUUAUUCCCUGUCCUGUGGCUGGAACCGACAGCUUUGCACCUGGUGGAGGGACCACGGAUACGGAGACGUGUUUCAGUUGUAUUAUCGAUGUGGUGGACCCGUCUAUAUCUACCAUGGGAACUGUAACACCCCUAUACCAGAUGACUGAUGUGUACGUGCUGGACUGAUGCUGGAACUGAAAAAGAGUCUGACGUCUUCAAUAUAAUUAAAGGAAAAUGCCUGUCCUGCUUAUUGGGAGGAAGGAUUACGACUUUUAUCGAAGUUUCUUUGUUGACCACUGUACUGCCCAUCUAGUCGGAGACUCUGCCCCCUGCUGGUCAAGGGGCAACUGAAGGGCCCGCCCAUGAAGGUUGCUCCAAAUGUGGUGCUUAUCUGUGUAAAUUCAGAAUACAUUUUGGCAUUCAGGCCAAAAACAGCCUUGUCUUAGAGCGAUAUGAGGGACUGCAAUAGUGGUGUGUUUAUUCAGGUACUAAGAUGAUGAAAAGAAGAAAUAUGAUCUAUGAAGGUUAUUUUGAGUGACAGAUCCAUUACAUUGAAGGCUUGACAGUAGAAAUAUGCUGUUCAUGUCACAAAGUAAUCCACCAGGAACUUGGAUGACAUUGCGUCGCAGCAAAAGUUUGGUUUUUUUUCGCAGUGAUUUCAAUACAUUUUGAGGAGAAUUUAAAAGACCAUUGCACAAAAAAACUAUUUCUGAUUUAUAAGGAAUUUAUAUUGCUAAUAUGUUAUCUGCAAUGAACAUUGUGGUGGUCAGCAAACGUGUGGCAAGUACCAACAAAGAGUCAUACCAUUUUCCACUUCCCUCCCUCCAGUCUCCACCACCUUUCCAUCAGUGGCCCAAGCUCAAGUGUGGCCCUAUCUUUCUGCACCACCUCGCCAGGUAAGGGCUAAUCUGGUGCUAUUUAUUUCACCUCUCUAGCUUGUAGAAAGAGGAGGGGUUGGUUUAUCCCCAGUGGACCCCAUCUUUCCAGAACCACGUGGGCACAGGGCACAACACACUGCCACAGUUCCUUUCAAACGUCUUUUUGCAAGUAUGAAGACAGGGGGAAAAAAAUCACAUCAGAAGGUGGAAGAGGUGUCGCAAAGAUAACACAUAACAAUAAUGGCUUUUGAUGGUUGUUGUUUGUGCCCUGCAUUGACAGUUUAGAUGAGGCCAAACAAACCCGCAUCAGCCAGAGACACGUUUCAGAAGGGAUGAAGCUGCCGGAAACGUGACUGCAGACACUGACCUACUUUUGAGUUUUCUUUCUGUGCUUACUGAACUGAAACUCUUGAUUCAAAGAAAUGUCAGCACUCAAUAUUAAUCAGUCAGGAAAUUGUCUGAGGUGAUGCACUCUUUGACACACGUACACACAGUGCGAGGGAGGCAGCUGAAUGCCCUGAACCAUCAAUGCAGUCAAUGGAAAGGCUAGUGAAGACGCAUGAGAAUAAACAUUGUUCCACAUCAAUACACUUUUCUUGAACUAACCCUGAAGUUGAUCAAUAUUUUUUCUUGCCUCUUUCACAACAACACUCUUAAGUCUCCACAGAGGUAAAACACAUUGUUAGCAAGAUAAAGAACCAUUGAAUCCAAGUAAAUACUGAAACAUGGCAUCCAUUUAUCAGUUCCUGACUGCACUUUACUACUUAAAAACAUGUGCUUUAUCUGUGGUUUUUAUCAACUAACCAGUGGUUAGAUUUAUUUUAGGGUGUUUAUUUGUUGUUGUUUUUGAAGGACCAUAAAAUAGAUUUGUACCCAUUGACUAUAAAUUUACAUUUGUAGUUUCUAAAAUCUAAAAACGUGCGUUGCUCUGGCUGACAUAUUGAAAAAUGGUAGAUUAUUGGCUACAGCAUUUAAAUCCAAAGGUAUCAUCAUUUGAUAACGAAUCUGUGUUCGGUCAGCUGCUAAUCUCUAUGUACUGUGUACUGUGUAUAUCCAUACCAAGGUUUGGUGACACAGGUCUGUAAUCUAAAGCCACUACCUUCCUUCCUAGUAGUCCUGGCUUUCCAGUAUAUGCUUAUGUGUUUUGUACUAACAAUAGGGAAUGACUAAAAGACUCUCUGGGUUAUCUUAGCAAUUCAUAGCAUUAUUAAUUGUAAGUGUAAGAAAUCCAGUUGUCUCCCUGUAUUCCCUAUAAUUAGUAUCAAACUACAUGCCUGUAGUCGUUUCCAAGAACCUGCUUUGAAAUUAUUAGGAGAUCAUAGACAUGAAAAA